GUCAGGAGCAACUGGGCCAGAAUCCCAGGCCUCGGCGAUCUUGGAAGGGCAGCGUGCGUCUGUGGAGUGCGCCUGCGCAGCUGUGGACGCCGCAGGUCAGCGUCUCAGUCUGGGGGCCCCCAGCGCCUCGGGGACAGGGACUAAAGGAGGGGAUCCACCCCGGGGCUCGGGCGAGGGGCGGGUGCGACCCGCGGGAAUAAGAGCAUCUGCUUGCCUGGAGUUGAUGAGGCUGAGUCGGCGCCGCUUGGGUCCUGUAAGCCUUGAGGUUUUUGAAGCAUGAAUCCUUCAUUCUUCCUGGCUGCCCUUUGCUUGGGAAUAGCCGCAGCAGCUCCAAAACUCGAUCAGAGCUUAGAUGCGCACUGGUCCCAGUGGAAGGCGGCGCACAGGAGAUUAUAUGGCAUGAAUGAAGAAGGAUGGAAGAGAGCAGUGUGGGAGAAGAAUAUGAAAAUGAUUGAACUGCAUAAUCGGGAAUAUAGCCAAGGGAAACAUGGCUUCACAAUGGCAAUGAAUGCCUUUGGUGACAUGACCAAUGAAGAAUUCAGGCAGGUGAUGAAUGGCUUUCGAAACCAGAAACACAGGAAAGGGAAAGUGUUCCAAGAACCUCUCUUUGCUGCGAUCCCCAAAUCUGUGGACUGGACUCUGAAAGGCUAUGUAACUCCUGUGAAGAAUCAGGGUCAGUGUGGUUCUUGUUGGGCUUUUAGUGCAACUGGUGCUCUUGAAGGACAGGUGUUCCGGAAGACUGGCAAACUCGUGUCACUGAGUGAGCAGAACCUGGUGGACUGCUCUCGGUCUCAAGGCAAUGAGGGCUGCAGUGGUGGCCUGAUGGAUUAUGCCUUCCAAUAUGUUAAGGACAACGGAGGCCUGGACUCAGAGGAAUCCUAUCCCUAUCUUGCAAGGGACACAGAUACCUGUAACUACAGGCCUGAGUGUUCUGCUGCCAAUGACACGGGCUUCGUGGACAUCCCUCAACGGGAGAAGGCCCUUAUGAAGGCAGUGGCAACUGUAGGACCCAUCUCUGUUGCUAUUGAUGCAGGCCAUCAGUCGUUCCAGUUCUAUAAAUCAGGCAUUUAUUUUGACCCAGAGUGCAGCAGCAAAGACCUCGAUCAUGGUGUUCUGGUGGUUGGCUAUGGCUAUGAAGGAACCGAUUCAAAUAACAAUAAAUUUUGGAUUGUCAAGAACAGUUGGGGGCCAGAAUGGGGCUGUAAUGGCUAUGUAAAAAUGGCCAAAGACCAGGACAACCACUGUGGAAUUGCCACAGCAGCGAGCUAUCCCAUUGUGUGAGCUGAUGGACCAGGAGAUGAGAGGACUUGGGGACAGCAAUCUGGAGGAAUUUUAUCUUAAAACUGACCAAACCCUUAUUGUGUAAGAUAAGACACUUGAAUCAUUGAGGAUCCGAGUUGUGAUUUGAAUUGUGACAUUUUUAUAAGGGUACAGCAUUACCACUACUUUAAUUACUGUUUUAAAUAGCUUUAUAAUGUUGACAACCCAUUACUUCUAAGACUUUGGAAUUUUCAUUUUUUUCAAAGGAUAUAUAAAACUUUACCUUUUAAAAUAAAGUUUAAUUCAAUAUGUA
Messenger RNA from Mirounga angustirostris (Northern elephant seal), 1573 nucleotides. Its product is annotated as procathepsin L. Gene Ontology annotation, molecular function: cysteine-type endopeptidase activity; cysteine-type endopeptidase activator activity involved in apoptotic process. The record is from RefSeq and is a predicted model, not a curated record. The transcript is spliced from 8 exons. Gene Ontology annotation, cellular component: lysosome. Gene Ontology annotation, biological process: positive regulation of peptidase activity; positive regulation of apoptotic signaling pathway; immune response. Lineage: Eukaryota; Metazoa; Chordata; Mammalia; Carnivora; Phocidae. The coding region runs from base 277 to 1281 and encodes 334 amino acids.